Molecule: messenger RNA, 762 nt
Organism: Enhydra lutris kenyoni (northern sea otter)
Lineage: Eukaryota; Metazoa; Chordata; Mammalia; Carnivora; Mustelidae
Gene: PTTG1
Product: pituitary tumor-transforming 1
Exons: 6
Coding region: 8-703 (231 amino acids)
Biological process (GO): chromosome organization
Cellular component (GO): nucleus; cytoplasm
Source: RefSeq, a predicted model, not a curated record
GUCUCGGAUGAGUUUGGCUGUUGGUCCCGACGUGGGUGGACCGUGGGUUAGUGACUGGCUGGGCGCGCGGGUCCCGCGAGGAGGAAGCUGGUCCAGAAUGGCUACCCUGAUCUUUGUUGAUAAGGAAAAUGGAGAACCAGGCACCCGUGUGGCUCCCAAGGACGGGCUGAAGCUGGGGUCGAGGCCUCCAGUCAAAGCUUUAGAUGGGAGAUCUCAGGUUUCAACACCACGGGUAGGCAAAAUGUUUGAUGCUCAAGCAGCCGUACCUAGAGUUGCCAGAAAGGCUUUGGGAACUGUCAACAGAGCCACAGAAAAUUCAGUAAAGACUAGUGGACCUCUCAAACAGAAGCAGCCAACCUUCUCUGCCAAAAAGGUGACCGAGAAGACUGUCAAAGCAAAAAGCUCUGUUCCUGCCUCUGAUGACACCUACCCAGAAAUAGAAAAAUUCUUUCCCUUCAAUCCUUUAGAUUUUGAGAGUUUCGACCUGCCUGAAGAACACCAGAUUGCACACCUCCCCUUGAAUGGAGUGCCUCUCAUGAUCCUUGAUGAGGAGAGAGAGCUUGAAAAGCUGUUACACCUGGGCCCCCCUUCACCUCUGAAGAUACCCUCUCCACCAUGGGAGUCUAAUCUGUUGCAGUCUCCAAGCGUUCUGUCGACCCUGGAUGUUGAAUUACCACCUGUUUGCUAUGACUUAGAUAUUUAAAUUACUUAGCAUUUAAUAGUUUGUAUGUUUUGUAUUAAUAAAGCAACUCUUUAACAGAC